AUGGCCACCGAGACCUUCCUCGCCAGGCUCUGCGAGCAGGCCGAGCGCUACGAUGAGAUGGUUACGUACAUGAAGGAGGUUGCCAAGCUUGGUGGUGAGCUUACCGUCGACGAGCGCAACCUGCUGUCGGUUGCCUACAAGAACGUCGUCGGCACCCGCCGCGCCAGCUGGCGCAUCAUCUCCUCGAUCGAGCAGAAGGAGGAGUCCAAGGGCUCAGACAAGCACGUGUCCACCAUCCGUGACUAUCGCAACAAGAUCGAGGCCGAGCUUGAGAAGGUCUGCCAGGAUGUCCUCGAUGUCCUUGACGAGUCGCUCAUCCCCAACGCCGCCUCGGGCGAGUCCAAGGUUUUCUACCACAAGAUGAAGGGUGACUACCACCGUUACCUCGCCGAGUUUGCCUCGGGUGAGAAGCGCAAGUCUGCUGCCACCGCUGCUCAUGAGGCCUACAAGAGCGCCACCGAUGUUGCCCAGACAGAGCUUACCCCCACUCACCCCAUCCGUCUGGGUCUGGCCCUUAACUUCUCCGUCUUCUACUAUGAGAUCCUGAACUCGCCCGACCGCGCUUGCCACCUGGCCAAGCAGGCAUUUGACGAUGCCAUUGCCGAGCUCGACUCUCUGUCCGAGGAGUCAUACCGUGACAGCACUCUUAUCAUGCAGCUGCUCCGCGACAACCUGACCCUCUGGACCUCGUCUGAGACGGGUGAGGGUGAGGCCGCCGCCGGUGCUGCCGAUGCGGCUGCUGCCCCCAAGGACGAGGCUAAGACGGAUGCGCCCGCUGCUGAGAAGACGGAGGCCAAGGCUGACGAGCCUGCCGCUGCCCCCGCUUCGUAA
This is a messenger RNA of Pyricularia pennisetigena, 831 nucleotides long. RefSeq lists its product as uncharacterized. Gene Ontology annotation, cellular component: cytoplasm. The transcript has 4 exons. The coding region runs from base 1 to 831 and encodes 276 amino acids. Gene Ontology annotation, biological process: signal transduction. Lineage: Eukaryota; Fungi; Ascomycota; Sordariomycetes; Magnaporthales; Pyriculariaceae. The record is from RefSeq and is a predicted model, not a curated record.